CGGAUCUCGUACCCACCCCGCUCCCAUGCCCCCACACGCUCGCCUCUUCUCCCUCCCUCUCCCGGCAUCCGCAUCCCGCUCGCUUCUCCCGCGGCCAGCCCCCCUUUCUAACCCUAGCCCCCCGACUUAAGUGGCCCUCCUGGCGGCGGCGGCGGCGGAUCGGACCCAGGCUCCGGCGCGAGCCCUCCGUGGUGGUGAGGGUCGUGUUCGAGCGAUUUGUUGCGCUCCUGCUGGCGGAAUUUCUGAGUGAUUUCAGUGUUAUAUUGGGACUGCCAGCAUGUUAUCCAUCAAUUUCUAAUCACAUGGAUGAACUUUGAAGAUUUGUUUAAUUGGUUGUAUAUAAGGGGUGUCAACUUAUUUUCUGCAAUAAAGUAUGGGAGCUAAUUGCUGCAUAGCUGCCAAGGAAAGAGCACAGCCAUGUAUGACUCCAAUUGAAGUUUCAACAUACAGGGUAAGACACUCGCCGUCAUGGAGCUUCCGGUGGGACAACCGUACACACAUAGAGGAUAUAAUGGAGAAUACUAUGGUGUUCCCAAGUAAUGAAAAUGUUCAGCCAGAAGUGAAGAAUGGUUUUAUUGCACCAACUGAAGGCCAUAACAGUGGGGAUAGCCGUUCUGAUGUGUUCCGCAGGGUCAAGUGGCAAAAAUCUGAUAAAAAGAUGGAAGUGUCCUCAAAAGUUGAUCCUGGAGCAGAUCAAUCUACUGUAAAUGAUUUACCCCCUGCGGCAAAGUCUUGUAAAUCCCCCAGCAUAGUAACUGUUUCUUCAGAUGCAAAGCAAUUGAAGUCUCAUCCUUCAACAACAACCCAUGUACUGCAAGAAGAUUCAGAAGGUCCUUCAUCCUCUCUGAGUCAUUCUAUUCGCAUGGACCCAAAUUCAACAAGGAAAUCACUUCGGUCACCUGGUGGUCAACUGUAUACACAGAUCUCAGAUGGAAGGAAUCCAUCCCACAAACCUCUUGGUGAAAACAGCUCUGCAGAAAGAAGGAUAUCAAACUCCAUGCUUUCUGCCUUUAGCGAUGAUAUGUUUGCAGGGCAAUCACAAGGUGAGACAUCUGAUGAGCGGUCAACUCGCACACCUUCUGAAUUGGUGGCUAUAUCUCGAGGAGAUAGGUGGUCUGUUGAUAAUGGACUCUUUGGCCCCAUUACUAGUAAAGGAUCAUUUUCAAAUGCUUCCACUGCCCUCUCCCCAGAUCAAGAGGUAUGCAGGCUAUGUUCAAGGCUAUUAAAGGAGCGAUCUUCAUGGAACGGUCAUGAGCUGGCAGUAGUUGCUGUUUUAUUCUGUGGUCAUGCAUACCAUGCAAAUUGUUUAGAUAGUAUUACUGCAGAAAGUGAGAAAUAUGAUCCUUCUUGUCCUUUAUGCACCCAUGGUGAGACAAUUACAGAAAAACUAUUUGGAAAGACUGAACUAAAGGUUAUGAACAAGGCAUCAAAAAAUAUGGCUGAUAAUGAUCUUGAUCGGAGCUCUAAGCACCAGAAGAAAGUUAAGAGAGAACCCAGAUUGGUUACUAGUUCUAGCAUGAAGGACACAUUUAGUCGGCCAUUUUUGAGGAGGCAUUUCUCCACUGGUUCGCGACCACCAACACCAGUUUUGGGCAGUGAACCAACAAGAAAGAAGGGCUUCUGGUCAAGGAAUAGGAGAGAGUAGCCAGCUUGACGUCACUGAUGUGGGCAUGCAUGCUGGUCUUAGCUCAUGGUCGAGCAAGAAUGAUUUAGUGAAGUUGGAACAGGUGCAAGGGGUUUUGCUGUGGAGCUGGCUCUACCAUCUAGAUGAUUCUGCACUAUUCGUUGAAGCACUCAUUGUGCUAGCACAAAUGUAGUGUGUAAAAUGUCGUUUAGUAUGCAAGUAUGCAGCCAAGGGUUGCGUUCUUGCGGAUGUCAGUCAUAGUCACAUAGUAUAAUAGAACAGAAAAGGCGUAUAAUUUCCGGGACGAAAGGUGUCAUUCUGGGUUGAAAGGUUGAAAUCCGGCAUGAUAUAUGAUUUUCGUCAAACCUUCCAUUUGUAAUAUUUAUUAUUUUUGGAUUACAAACUUAAUCUGAAAACCGUAGCACAUAGAUAGUAUCUAACACAUCAAAUAAGUAAAUUAUAUUAUUUUAUAUUGUA
Messenger RNA from Panicum virgatum (switchgrass), 2101 nucleotides. RefSeq lists its product as uncharacterized. The transcript has 5 exons. The coding region runs from base 374 to 1645 and encodes 423 amino acids. The record is from RefSeq and is a predicted model, not a curated record. NCBI's taxonomy places the organism in Eukaryota, Viridiplantae, Streptophyta, Magnoliopsida, Poales, Poaceae.